GUAGUACCAGACUAUUUGAUAUGGACUAUCAACAAUGUCAAAAAUAGAUGCAGUGGAGAUUGGACCACCGGAUAUAAGACGAAAUGAACGAUUUCAUUUAUUUCCAUAUGAAAGACUUGAAUCAUUUGCAAUAACUGCUGGUUUAAUAGGAGGAUUUACCGGAUUUUAUGAAGGAACUAAAUUAGCUAGUAUAAGAUAUUUAACUGAGAAUGGUCAUAGAUUACCAAGAACAGUAGGUGGAUGGUAUUUCUAUCAUAAGAAAAAGAAUUAUGUUAUGAUUGUAAAUGGAGUUCAAACAGGUUUAAGACAUGGAUUUAAAUAUACAUUUAUGGUAGGAGGAUUCUUUGGAUUAGAAUAUUUAAUAGAUAAGUAUAUUCGUCAUGAUACAAUUGAUUUAUUUAAUACUAUGACUGCAAGUACGAUAUUUGCUGGUAUAUAUGGUAUUUAUAAUAAUUUAAGUGCGGUUCAAGUUAAGAAGUAUAUGUUUAAAGGUUCUGCAAUGGGUCUAAGUUUAGGAAUAACUCAAGAUUUAUUAAUCUUUACCAGAGGGGGGAAUGUAUGGUAUCUCGAUAAACUCGGCAUUAAAAAUCCAAAACAUAAUGAUAAAUCUAUUGUCAGUUUGUAAAUAUCAUCUAUUUAAGUUUAUGUACAUAGAAUAAAGGAAUAAAGAAACUAAUCUAAUCUAAUCUAUUCGUCAUUGUCUUCAUUUUCAUUUUCAUCUUCAUCUUCAUCUUCAGACUCAUCUAAAUCAGGAACAGGAUACUUCAAUAAUGCCGCUAUACCAGUCAAUUGAUUAAGUUGAACUCCU
Molecule: messenger RNA, 808 nt
Organism: Scheffersomyces amazonensis
Lineage: Eukaryota; Fungi; Ascomycota; Pichiomycetes; Serinales; Debaryomycetaceae
Exons: 1
Coding region: 35-625 (196 amino acids)
Source: RefSeq, a predicted model, not a curated record